UCGGUGGUAAAAAAAACGACCAAACCAAAAAAUUUGGUAUAAGAAAUUAGAAACUUAAUUAGAAAUUAACGUUUAAAUAUUAUUUAAUUAAUGGAAAAGAAAAUUCAGAAAAACAUUCCUGGGACUACACUUAGUACCCAAAAUGGCCAGUUACUGACUUCUUCAGGAGUACCAUCUUUGGAUGCACUUUUAGGGGGUGGAUUACCAGUAGGAACAGUAGUUUUAAUAGAGGAAGAUUUCCAUGGAUCUUACUCAAAAAUUUUACUCAAAUAUUUUCUUGCUGAAGGUAUUGUUUCAAAUCAUUCUACGUUCAUAGCUAGUCAAGACAUAAAUCCUUCUCAUAUCAUAAAAGAGUUACCUGCUGUGAUUGAAAGUGAUCCUGAGCCAGAGACUAAUGUUCCAAAAAUCUCUGGUAGUAGUAAUAAGAUGAAAAUAGCUUUCAGAUAUCAAAAUUUACAAACAGACAAUUCGUCAGAUAAUUUUAAACAUAUCGGGCAUUAUUAUGACCUCUCAAAAAAUAUGUCUUUUUGUGAUAUAGAAAAUUCAGAUAUUUACUAUUGGACGGGACAAAGAAUAGAAAAUGGUUCUAAAACAUUUUCCAAUCCUGCUUAUAAUGACCUAUUGAAAUGUAUUAAAUAUAAAAUUAAAGAAGGCAAGUUCUUUUUAAAAGAUAAUCCUGAGAGAAGGUCUGUGUUACGUAUAGGAAUACAUUCUUUGGGUUCACCAAUGUGGCUACCACAUAGAAAAUCAAUACAUUCUAUAGACAGCAGUAGGGACUUAGACAUGUUUAUUUUCUGUUUGAGGGCCCUGGUUCGAUCUGCAUAUGCAGUCGCAGUUAUUACUGUACCAACACAUUUAUAUCAUGAGAUCUCUUUAGAUAGGUGUAUCCAUUGUAGUGAUAUAGCUAUGAGACUGCAAGCUUUUAGUGGAACGGAAUUAGAAAAUAAUCAAAGUUUAUCGGACUAUCAUGGAUUUUUCUAUUUAACGAAGUUAGCGGCAAUAAAUUCAUUAGCAUCCAAGCAUCCGGGUUCAGUCGAAUAUGCAUUUAAGUUGAGGAGGAAGAAAUUUUCUAUAGAAGUCCUUCACUUACCGCCAGAUAUUCAAGACCAGGAUAGUAAAAGUGAAAAUAAACCAACAUUAGGCUGUAGUGGUGCAAAUAAACACAUUUUGGAAUUUUAAUUAUGUUCCUAAAAAUUAUUUCUAAUUAAUUAUUUAUUGAAGAGUAUUAUAU
Messenger RNA from Anoplophora glabripennis (Asian longhorned beetle), 1231 nucleotides. It is a transcript of the gene Elp4, whose product is annotated as elongator complex protein 4. Gene Ontology annotation, cellular component: cytoplasm; elongator holoenzyme complex; transcription elongation factor complex. The record is from RefSeq and is a predicted model, not a curated record. Gene Ontology annotation, biological process: tRNA wobble uridine modification. The transcript is spliced from 7 exons. Lineage: Eukaryota; Metazoa; Arthropoda; Insecta; Coleoptera; Cerambycidae. Bases 91 to 1179 code for a protein of 362 amino acids.